This is a messenger RNA of Microthlaspi erraticum, 360 nucleotides long. The record is from the annotation of a GenBank genome assembly. NCBI's taxonomy places the organism in Eukaryota, Viridiplantae, Streptophyta, Magnoliopsida, Brassicales, Brassicaceae.
AUGGCACGUCGUGCUGGUUUGGUUAACCGGGGAACAGAAGAAGAGAAACAAGAAGCAAAUGAAGCUAAACGCGAUAGCGAGGAAGGUAGUGAAGAAGACGGAGAGGAGGAUGAUCUGUUCGAGAUAAACCUGGACGCCGUGAGUGACACGACAUCGUCCCCUCCACCAUAUGAUUGGGAGAGACCUCCGGCGAAGACAGGCAGCGUUUUACUGGCGAACUGUCUGUUACCAGCUGCGGAAAUCUCCGGUGCUGUGCCAGCAACAUCAAGUGCUUGGAGUGAAUCUGUUUGGUUUAGAGGGUUUCUCUAUAUUGAAGCUCUAGGAACCGAAAUAAACAAAGGUUAUCCACAUGACAUGUAG